Messenger RNA from Magallana angulata, 3620 nucleotides. RefSeq lists its product as uncharacterized. The record is from RefSeq and is a predicted model, not a curated record. Lineage: Eukaryota; Metazoa; Mollusca; Bivalvia; Ostreida; Ostreidae. Bases 56 to 763 code for a protein of 235 amino acids. The transcript has 5 exons.
UGUGGUUGAGAAGGGUUUUUAAUACACAGCCUUAUAUAUGUAACACACGUUUAGGAUGAACAUGGAAAAAGAUGUGAUAAACCGUCAUCAAAUUCAUCUGUAUUUAUACCUAGUAGUUAUUUUUGCAUUUACUAUUGUGAUAUCCAGAGGCCAACAGGAUUGUGUAAUUGAAAAGUCUACCAACUCUACACGAUGUUGUACUGGCUUUCGACUUAUAAACAGAACAUGCACAGAGUGCAUUGGAUAUUUCGGAGAAAACUGCAGUGUUCCCUGUCCGCCAGGAUUUUAUGGACCAAGAUGUAAAACAAGAUGUAAUUGUUCUGUAAAAGAUACUUGUAAUCAGUUUGUUGGCUGUAUAUCAAACUACACGUGUGUUUUAGACAGGCAGCGACCAGUAGAGCAAGAAAACCUCAGUUGGCAGUUGUUGAUCGGCUUAUUAUGUGUUCAAGGCUUCAUUUCGGUUAUCUGCUUUACUUGUGCAAUGAGAAAAAGAUUGAAGUGGACACACAAUUUUAAGAUAACAAAUCUGGGAAGUUUUAAAGCGCGUGUAAACCAUUCCGAGAGAAAAAUUAAAAAGCAUGGAAAUAAUAUAGGAAACCACGAGAUCGAUGACGAUCAGCCCUUAGACAGAUGUGGGACCUCAGGAUAUGAAACGUGUAACGAAUACAACCAUAUCCAGUUCCCAAAAGCUGCUAUGGUAGAUAUCUGCUCCGAUGAGUAUAGCACGACAAAGGACCAAAAUCUACUACACAAUAGACACUAAAGACUAAACCAUAAAGAUGUGGCAGUUUUAUUUUCUUCUUAAAUCCAGAGAAUCAGAGAAGCGUAAAACUAUUUAGAAGCUGAAAAAUUAUUGAUAUAAGUGUACCUAGAUCAAACCAUACCUAUUAGAAAAAUGAAAUCAUAAUAAACGAUAAACAUGUUGACAGUUACUAGUAUUCCGUAAGAACAGAGCUAGUAUGACCUAGUUAAACGUUGUGUAGUCUUUAAUCUGGGUCGAAAUGGCAAUUUAGAACAUUAAUUUUUCUGAAAAAUACUCAGUAACUGUAGAAAAACUUUCAAAUUCUAAUGAUAAAACGCUGUUUUCUAAAUUUAAAAAUACCACAUAGAUCAAUAUAAAAAACUUUUGGUGCCUCAGAUAUUUGAUAAUAACAAAGCCCUCUAUAUUGACUUAGUGCCAUUUCAUAUUGGUACGAUAGAAAAGUAAAACGUAAUAUUAAAUCGUUAGGGAAAGAAAGUUGUUGUCAACUCUAUAUCCAACGGACAACAUUCUUAUCUUUUAUCAUAUAAGUUGUAAAAUAGAAUUAUAUGCAUUUGGAUGUUAAUUAGAAAACAAAGUUAUUGAAAAAAUAUUAAAACAAACUAGACACGAGCAACUAGGAUGUCUUCCGUGCGAUGUUUUGAAUGUAAUAUGACCUCGACUUUGAUAAAUAACCAUUUUUCUCCUUAUUGGGACCACAUAACAAAAUUUUGAUGGUUGAAUAUUGUCAGGAACAUCAUUUGUAGCAUCUUUCAUUCUAUAUUGCUUUUCAAAAUAAUGCUUUUUAAAAUAUUUGUUCUGUUUGAGAUAUGUUAUCAUAGUUUUGGAUUUAUGGCCCCUUAAAACCCCGAAUUACGGAAUAUAUGAUAAAAUAAUUAUAAUUUACUGUUAAAUAAAUGUUCGAUGAACAUUUUUGCUUCCAAAACAUAUAACAAAAUAUUUUUCAGUAAAGUGCUAUAAAAAAAGAGACUUCAGAGCCUUCAUGGCCCCUAAAUUAAAAGGCCAGCCCCUUUUUCUCGAUAUCAAACGAAACGGCUUUUGAUAUCAAACAUGGGUUGACCCCUUAUCUCCUUACUGGGGCCAUAUGACAGAAUUUGAUGGUUCAAUAUUGACUAAAGCAUCAUUCUAAGCAUUUAUUAUUACACAUUGCUUUUCAAAAUAUUUGUUAUUUUUUGCGAUAUGAUUGAUCGAUGUUUUGGACUUCUAGCCCCUUAAAAUUCCUAAUAACGUAACGCUUGAUAAAGUUUUUAUAAGGUAUAGUUCCAUAUAAGAUGUAAGAUGAACGGUUUUGCUUCUUAAACAUAUCACAAAAUAUUUCUCAGUAAAGUGCUAUGAAAGAAAUACUUUAAAGCCCUUUUGACCCCUAAAUGCAAGGACCUUUUUAUUGAGAUCAAAUGAAAGGUCUUUUGAUGUUAAAGGAAGUGAACAUAAAUAAAUAAAUUGUUGCUCAAUAAAUUUUAAAAGCCUUUUGAAACUUAGAAAUGGUGUUUGGAACGUUUUUGUCUAUUUCUAUCAUGAGAUUUUAUCAAUUUAACACUCUCAGUGAAAGGUUAAUAGAGGUAAUCCAUUUCCCCCCAGCAUGCAUCUGUUCUCUGACGUAGAAAAGCCACAUUGCUGCUGGUGACUGGGUCAAUGAUAGAACUGGGUCAAUGCUUAUACGGAGUUCAUAAAAGUUACAUAGAAAACUUAUGCCUAGAUGUGCAGCAAAAUGUUGUACUGUCAUGAGAGGACAAGGAUUCAGUAUAUAUCUAUAACUGAACCUUAGGUAAUUAACUAUACACGGUUUGUGCAGAAUAAUGAAUUGAUAAUUUGUGAAAUAUGAGACCACGGCAUUCCAGAUGUUUGUUCAGAAAUCUGACAGUCAGUGUUUACAUAAAUAAAAUGCUCUUUGUAGAUUUCAAAUAAAUGUAAAAAUGUAAUUUCAUUUUCUUUGUGUAGUUUCUUACCUUUAAUUCUAUUUAAAUAUAGCUCUAGAGAUCUCCCUGUCUGAUUUGGUUUUAUCUUUAAUUAGAUCUUGAUGAUACGUAUGCCGGUUCUGUUUAUGCUGUCAGAAGAAAAACAGAACUAAGUCACAUUUUAAAAAUCAGGAUGCUGAGCAAUGCACCUUAUGUGCUCAUUUAUGUAGCACACAUAAUGUUCAAACUCAUAACAGCAAAUUAAGAAAUUCCAGAGUGCAAGAAAAAAUAGAUAACAAUAACACUGAUCCAGAACAUUCCGUUCUGGUUACAUUUAACAUUAAUUGCUGAUGAAAAUGGAUCAUUCUGAGAUCCAAAAUCUUUCUCCAUAUACCGUGUUUCAAAAUGUCAUUUCUUUUCAUCCAUUUCAAGUUUUAAUUUACAUUUUGAUGGUGACAUUUUAUUGCUGAUACUAAGCGUGUGUAAAAAUGCAGUGUGUCUUACUGACAUCAGCAUCGGUGCUGCCCUCUCUUAGAUGCUUAGAGAUAACCAAGCAGGGAAGUAAUGAUUUUAACAAUUUGGCAGCGCUCAUGGAUUGCAAGAAUUAGUUAUUCUUAGAGGUAUCUCUUUUUACUGGGGAAAGCUGUAUCUAAAUAGUUUUCAGAUAUCAUUAUAUACACCAAACAGACAAAUUUGUGCCCUUGAUAAUAUUUUCAUGUUCACUUCCUUUAAACAGAUUUUGUUCAACAAUUGUUUAAAAACUCGUGACUGUAUUUGAGCUAUCUGGGAUAGGAAGUUUUACGGGCCGGCCCCUUAUCUCCCUAUUGGGGCCAGAUAACGAAACUUGAAUGGUUGAAUACUGUUUCAAACAUCAUUCUAAGAACCUUUUAUUCUAUAUUGCUUUUCAAAAUAUCAGUACUUUUUGUAAUAUAUUUAAUAAAAGUUUGGACAUCUAGCCCCUUAAA